CAAUUUGCGAGCGUCUCCGAGGUCAAGCCAAGGUACACGCCGUCACUAAAUUGCUAGAUUAAAUUACCGACAACCAAUAAUUCAUAAAAAUGGUAGAUGGAGAUAACGAAGAUAGUGGCGAGGACUUUAUGCCAAAUAAAUUCAUCAAACUACCAUCAUUAAAAGUGAAUGAAUUUGGUAAAAAUAGUAUCUCAACCUCAACAGCAGUAUCAGAUGCUGGAAAUUCAAAAGAUGAUAAUGAUAUUAUUUCUGAUGAUGAUGAAGAUAUCAUUCGAUCAAGACACAAAAAACCGAGACAAAUUGAUUAUACCGAUGACGAUGAGGACGAUCAUGAAGUUGCUGAUUUAACUGAUUCAAUGGCUCGGUGUCAAUCACCAUCAGCAUCAUCAUCAUCAUCAAAUAUAAUGUCACCCAGUGAAAGUAGUAUCACCACAUCAAUAUCAGAUGAUGAAACUAUAAAAGAUAGUGAUAAUGACAGUGAUAUUAUUUAUGAUGAUGAAUGUUCAAUUGAUCCAAGAAAAAUAACACCAAGACAAAUAAAUAAUACCGAUGGUGACAAUAAUUUUGCUGAUUUAAUUGAUCCAAUGGCUCGUUGUCAAUCACCAUCAUCAUCAUCAUCAAACAUAAAGUCUUCCAGUAAAAGAUAAAUAUUUUUUUUUUUUUUAAUUUAACAUAAAAAAUACGUCAUCUUUUUUAUAUCAAGGAUGUAUUUAAUUAGUUUUUACACAAAGUAUAUAAGCCUUCAAUUUUUUAUUUUUAUUCUUUUGGGCUAAGUGGAAUCAUCAGUUUUUCUCUACCAAUGAUGUUUUUUUUUUUUUUUUUUAUCUAACUAUUCUUCAGCUCACAAAAAAAAAAUACAAAAAUGUCUUAAAUUUUAUUUUUAGAGUUUGAAUAAAAUAUAAAGAUAUAUAUUUAUUUGAAAUAUCAUAAAUUCAAGAUUUGGAAUGAGAAUUUUAGGUUGUUACCUUAUAAAAACCUGUUUUAUUUAAUGAAAAAAAAUAAUUUAGUUAUUCACCAAUCAAGAGGCACGGUAGUGCCUCGAGUCAAGUAUGAGAAAGAAAAGUAUGUGUCUGAUGAGAAUAUGUGUGAGAUGAGAUUAACUACUACUACCGUGCCUUAUUAUACAUCAAAUAUUUUGUCCCCUUCCGUCGCGAAUCUAUUAGAAAUUUAAUUAAAAUAUGAUAGACUUGAAUGAGGCUGCUGAGGUUUGGUAAUGAUCCCAUAAAUCGAUGUCGAGCUUUUUUUUUUUAAAAAAAUCAGAUUUUUCCGUUGCAGUAAUAUAUAUCUAAAGCAUAAUUGAUAUUUACGGUCUUUUCGUUUUUCUCAAAUCGACUACAUUUUGUUCGUUCAGUUGGUAUGGUAUAAAACUUUACAAGGGUGAUGCCAUAUUGGCUGCACUGCAGAAUUUUAUUUUAUUAUUUUUCAUAACCUCCAGAAUACGUGGUUGAACUGUCAUGUUAAACGUCAAAAAAAAAAAA
This is a messenger RNA of Aphidius gifuensis, 1478 nucleotides long. Its product is annotated as clumping factor B-like. Lineage: Eukaryota; Metazoa; Arthropoda; Insecta; Hymenoptera; Braconidae. The record is from RefSeq and is a predicted model, not a curated record. Bases 90 to 647 code for a protein of 185 amino acids. The transcript has 4 exons.